AAAAAAAAAAAAAAAAAAAAACAGGAGAAAAGAAAUUUGUAUAGUCCUCCCACGCCAGAAGGAGGAGGAGAAGAAAAGCUAUAAAUGCUAGUUGGGUUAUGUGGUUUCUUACAACUUUCUCUUAACGACUAAGGCAAUACCAAUCCAAUCACCAUCUCCACCUCUUAUCUAACCUCUGCCCUUUUAUUAUUAUUCUACAGGCACAAGCAUAAAUUAAUAGUACUUUGUUUUUGUAUUAUAAUAGCUGCAAUACGGAAAGAUAUUUUUGUAGAGCUUGCUACAUCCAUCAAAGAUUGGAAGAAAGAAAAAAGAUUCGAUUUUGGGGAAACCCUUUUGAAAAUUCCUUGAAUUGGUGAAGGAAUCGAUGGAGUUCUAUGCAUAUCCGUCUCAUUCUUUGCCCUCUUCGUCGUCUUUCUCAUUUUCAGUCGGGAAUUUGGUUGAUAAAGUCAAACAAUACUUCAGCUUUGCUGUUUCUGCUAUUAUUGGGAAUGUGUUCUCUGCAAUCUUCACCUUUUUCUUUGCAUUGAGUAAGUAUUCUUAUCUUAAUUCCUUUUAGAUUUUGGAUUAUUUGCUGAUAUUUCCUCUGUUUUUCCCUUUUUUUGCUCUUUUUGUCUGCCCCUUCAUUGUUCAUCAUCAAGUUUAUAACUUUUUGGUCAAAUUGUCUUUAAUUUGUGAUUUUCUUUGUGUUUUUUAAAUAUGAUUUGCAUUUAUAUGAUCUCGGUUGUUGGGUCUCGUCAAAGAAUUGAUUUCACCUAAUUUUCUUGUUGAUUAUCCCCACAUUCUUCAUCCAGAAAAGAAACGUGCGGCCCUUUCUUGUUUUCCUAAGAUCUUAAUCUGAUCCUCUAAUCUCGAAAGCUUUUGUUAGAGAUUUGACAUAUCUGCUAGAAAGCAACAAUCUUGGCUGGCAAAGAUUUCCCAAGGACAUCUAAUUAGCUUUUGAUUUGCUGUUCUGUUUUUUGAUCACCAUAUGUCCAAGCUCUGAUUUAGAGUAGCUGCCCUAUUUCUCAUGGAGAUUUAAAUUGGCAUGUAAUAUCGGUCGUGAUCAAGUAGUAAUCCAUAAUCUGUGAAUUCAUGAGGGGAUUUAUUUUUCUUCUGCAGUUGGGACCUUAUUGGGAGCAAUGACUGGAGCCUUAAUAGGUCAAGAAACGGAGAGUGGAUUUGUCAGAGGGGCUGCGGUAGGUGCGAUCUCGGGAGCUGUUUUCUCUAUAGAGGUGUUUGAGUCGUCCCUUCUCUUAUGGCAGUCUGAUGAAUCUGGCAUUGGUUGUCUCCUUUAUUUGAUCGAUGUCAUUGCUAGCUUAUUGAGCGGUAGGCUUGUUCGUGAGCGGAUUGGUCCUGCUAUGCUAAGUGCUGUACAAAGUCAGAUGGGAGCUGUUGAAGUAACUUUUGAAGAGGUGCCCAACAUUUUCGAUACCGGUGGUGCAAAGGGUUUACCUGGAGAUUCAGUUGAAAAGAUACCGAAAAUCAUAAUCAGUAAGGAUAACAAUGUAGAUGAUUCUGGAGAAAGAGUGUCUUGUUCUGUUUGCCUACAGGACUUUCAGAUUGGAGAGACUGUUAGAAGUUUGCCUCUGUGUCACCACAUGUUUCACUUGCCCUGCAUAGAUACAUGGUUGGUGAGGCAUGGAUCCUGUCCACUGUGUAGGAGAGAUCUCUAAACUUUUCCUUUUUCUUUUCCCCUUCUUGUAAAUUACAUAUGAAUGUGUAGGGUUUAUAGUUCUUUGGUCCCUCGGUUACACCAUUUUUCGGAACAGCCGCAUGUAAUUAAGCACGAGUUUGUCAUGUUUAGACCAGGACCUUUACUCAUUAUCUUCCCUGUAUACAAUUUUGAUAAUGAAGUAUGGUUUAGUAUUCUGAUUUGGGCUCGAACUCGAACUUUUAACUAUUGCUUUGUUGUCAAUGUUGGUUUAUGCCGAACAUGAUUAUUAAGAAUAUGAUUCAUAGAGGAUCUUUAGAAUGGUGGUGGUCCUAAGACCUAACAAAUACAUUUUGAGAAACAGGCAUUUAAGUUUGUAGGUCCAUUUUAUGACUGUUCUUGGUGAAAUGGUACUGUUGUAUACUAAUUGAGGAGAUGAUUCUUUGUGUGUUGAAGAAAGAUGAAUUGAAACCUCACAAUACUGCCUCUUCUUGGUAAAAAUAGUACAACUUUGUGAUCUUUACAUCUUACUAGUGAUGAAACCAUUCCCACUCUAUUCUGGGAUAAAGUUUUGUGCUUUACAUUGGCUGUUUUGGUUUCAUUCUGCAUUACAAUAGAGAAAAUAUCUCUGAAGAGUCUGAAUCCUGAUCAUGAUGCCAUUCAGAAUUCAUAUCAUUGAUUGAUGACAAACUGGUAUUUUUUUUUCGUACAGCCCUCCAUAACUUGAUCACUCUGCCAUUUCAUUGAUUAGGAGAAGCCAUCAAUACAGAGAGUCCCCUCAGUCCAUAACAAUUAUGAAUUUCUCUGGGUCUGGUGGGACCUUUAUUUCACACUACCCUCAUCUGCAUUUGUUGUUGGUAGUUUACAAUAAAUUUGGAGCUGGGUCUGGGGACAUAAGUUUUAUAUAUAUUUACUGUGCUGAAAAAUUCAGAACAGACAUUUUUGUUAGUUGCAAGAUGAUGACUUUUUCCUCUCUCGUAGCCGUCCCUUUGAGGCUGUGAGGUCUGAGAAUUAGUGUUUGAAUUCACACCUGAGAAGUUUCGAUUUUGAAUGAGGAGGAUCCAAUAGAACUUUUGAUAAUUUGAAGAACCCUUCUCAAUUCACAUAAUUCUUUCAAAGAAAAGCAGCUGCUGAUGCUGAUGCUGCUGCAUCGUACUACAAAUCUACAAGGGGACCGCCAAAAAUGUCCAAAUAAUUCAAAUCUUUUAACACCCGAAGAAACUAUCAUCAGCACAAAAAAGGGUCAGAUUCAAAAAAAUGAAGGUGUAAGAACAGUAGAAAUUUGUAACCAUUGACAAUUUACGUACGAAACUUGACAAAUUAAAAUUAUAGCUGUCCGAAUCGGUGUCGGUGAAUACCGAAAAUGUGCAUCAUCCUUGGUUGUCCGAUUGGCAUUAGGGAAGAAAAGUAGCUUCUUUUGUUUUGACCUAAUCAGGACCCCUUGCUUAGGUCAGGUCUCCAGAAAGUGACCAAAAUUUUUUGAGAUUCUUGUCUUGUAAGGAUUAGCUUAAAUCCAAC
Oldenlandia corymbosa var. corymbosa is the source of this 3148-nucleotide messenger RNA. NCBI's taxonomy places the organism in Eukaryota, Viridiplantae, Streptophyta, Magnoliopsida, Gentianales, Rubiaceae. The record is from the annotation of a GenBank genome assembly.